This is a messenger RNA of Pteronotus mesoamericanus, 5461 nucleotides long. RefSeq names its product ring finger protein 169 (gene RNF169). Bases 17 to 2131 code for a protein of 704 amino acids. Gene Ontology annotation, biological process: double-strand break repair. The transcript has 6 exons. The record is from RefSeq and is a predicted model, not a curated record. Gene Ontology annotation, cellular component: nucleus; site of double-strand break. Lineage: Eukaryota; Metazoa; Chordata; Mammalia; Chiroptera; Mormoopidae. Gene Ontology annotation, molecular function: nucleosome binding; ubiquitin-protein transferase activity.
UCAAACGGGAAACAAGAUGGCGGCGGCAGGUCCGAGUACUCGGGCCUCUUCCGCGGCGGCAGCGGCAGCUCUGAGUCGGCGGAGCCGGCGGGGCCGCUGUGACGAGAUGGCGGCAGCCAAGACUGGGGCCCAGGGCCCGGCCUCCGGGCACGCAUUGCUCGUGUUGCCGCAGCCGUUGCUGCAGCCACCGCCGCGGCCGGAGGAGCCGGGCUGCGCCGGGUGCCUGGAGACCCCGGGGGAAGCGGCGGCCCUGCCUUGCGGCCACUCGCUCUGCCGAGGCUGCGCCCAACGCGCCGCCGACGCAGCGGGCCCAGGUUGCCGACGCUGCCGCGCCCGCGGCCCGAGUUGGGCCCGCCGUCGGGCCCGCGACGACGGCCAGGCCAACGCAGAGGUGUUGGGCGAGCGCGCCCGCCGCGGCCAGCCGGAGCGCUGCCGCCCGCGCCGGGAUGGGGGCGCGGCCGCCGAGGGGCCCAGGCUGGAGCAGGAGCCGCGCGCCGCGCCGGCGGAGCCAGAGUUUAUAUUCAGAACACCAAUCAAAUUAAGCAAGCCAGGGGAACUUCGUGAGGAAUACGAAAGCCUGAGAAAGAUGAAAGAAGAAAAGUUACAAGAGGAGAAAACCUCCGAAGAUCAAAUUCACAAGCUGUCGCCAGAGGAUACAGAAACAGGGAAAAGGAAAAUGGAUGAACAGAAAAAAAGAGAUGAGCCAUUAGUGCCGAAAACAGAUCUGGAGAGUUGUCCUGCACAUCUCUCAGAUUCAGAGAAUGAAGAACCCUCCCAAGGCAAGAUGGCACAGACACAUCGCUCUGCAUUUGUUUCUAAGAACAACUCCUACACCUUGGCUUUCCUGGCAGGGAACCUAAAGGUGGAAAGGAGUCAGAGCUGCAGUGACACCGCCCAGGACAAAACAAAGAGCAGACUCCGAGCAGCUGCAGCCAGCAAGGCCAAGGUCACAACUGUAACCCCAACCACCAACCCUGUCAUUGGUGUUCUCCUGUCCACACAGAACAACCGCUGCCUCUCCGCCCCUGACUUGACCGUUGAAAAGCGUCUGCCCUUCAGCUCCCUCUCAUCCUUGGCUUCCCUGCAUAAGCCAGAGCGCUCCAUCAGCCCUGAGAGCAAUGACAGCAUCUCCGAAGAACUCAACCAUUUCAAGCCCAUUGUCUGCUCACCGUGUACUCCUCCCAAGAGACUCCCUGAUGGCCGCGUGCUAAGUCCCCUCAUCAUCAAAUCGACACCCCGCAACCUAAACAGAAGCCUGCAGAAGCAAACCUCUUACGAGGCCAGUCCACGGAUCCUCAAAAAAUGGGAACAGAUCUUUCAGGAGCGGCAGAUCAAAAAAACCCUCUCGAAAGCCACCCUUACCUCCAUGGCUCCAGAAACAGGGGAAGACUUGCUAGUCUCUGACGUUAUCCAUUCUAGCAAAGAGAAGCCACUUCUGACUUUAAAUACAAGACUGUCCAGUGAACAUGCUUUCUCUGAGUAUCCUGGACCCACCCCUUCAGACCUGGACUGUUCCCCCUCUGUUAGCCAAACAAAGGCAGAACAGGGCAGUGACAGUAAAAGGAACACUGAGAUCCCAUUGGAAACCUGCUGUUCUUCAGAACUUAGAGUGGGAGCCAGUGGGACUUCUUUGGAGAGAGAGCAGUUUGAAGGAUCAGGGUCAACCCCAGAUGCCAAGUCAGACAAAGCUGGUAUAAGCACAGCCGUGAACAUCUCGGCAGUUAAUUCAGUGCUACCCAAAAACAGUGUUUUGGGCGGGGUCUUCAAAACAAAGAAACAGCUGAAGACAGUGAAUCAUUUUGAUCUGCCUAACGGUGUUCUGGCAGACAACGUAGGUGAGGAGCCACUUCCUUCCUUGCGUCGGGGCCGGAAAAGACACUGUAAGACGAAGCACUUGGAACAAAAUGGAUCCCUGAAGAAAAUGAGACAAAGCAGUGGUGAGGUGGGUCUGGCCCCAACUGACCCAGUCCUGCGAGAGAUGGAGCAGAAAUUGCAGCAAGAGGAAGAGGACCGACAGCUGGCUCUGCAGUUGCAGCGCAUGUUUGACAAUGAGAGACGGACUGUGAGUCGGCGAAAAGGAACCGUGGACCAGUAUCUCUUACGAUCCAGCAACAUGGCCGGGGCCAAGUAGCGCCUCACGAACAGCGUUACCUAUUUUUAAGAGGUCUUUGGACUUGAUCAUUUAUCCUCAAGAACAGUGUGUUCUCACUUUGGGUUUCUUUUAAUGGCAAAAACACUGUGGGUUCUGAGAGGUUCCAGGGCCUUUGUAGUCUAUAUCCAAGGAAACUGCAUCUUUGCCUCCCUGUGACCCAGGCCGGAAGCACUGCCCACCCCCACCCCCCCUCAGUGACCCAUGCCUGAGAGCUUCUGGGCCAAAUCUGGCAGCACCCACUUGGAAUGAGAUUCAGGAGCACAAUGGCCAGAGAUAGAAAUGGCGGAGGAAAGAGGGAUACCUUCUCAAACUGAUAGACCUCCUGACUUCUUUUAUCAGGGUGUAUUUUUAAAUCAGCUUUGCAGAUAAAAAUAAGUUCCAUGUUUUUCAAGGAAGUGGAACAGUAUAGCUCCUGGGCAGAUCCAAAAAGAUUCUGUUAGCCCUUCUCCUGACCCCUGUCGCAAGUAAAUAUUUCUAAUGAAAUCAGUUGAGUUUAUGCUUCUACAAAAGCUAAUUCACAUUCCUUGUUUAAAAAAAUAACAUUUGAUUACUGCUCUAUGUAGUCGACAGACCAUUUCACAGUCAUUGUUUAACUUGGUCUUACAGGAGACCUAACACGUAAGUGGGAUUGACCCCAUUUUUUAGAUGAUGAAACUGCAGUGCAGGUGUUCUGAGUUCCCUCAACUAAGUGGCCUGGCCCAGACGGACCGCUGGGUCUCCUGACCACAAAUCCCAUGGAUUUCCCACACUAACAGGUUGCCGUAAUGGACUGCAACCCAAGGUCAUGCCAGGGGAGCCUAGGGAAAGCUGGCUAGGCCUUGAGUACCCAUUGUGCAAAAUCCACAUGCAGACAAUUGAGAUGGACUAGAACUAUACACAGAUACUGUACAGUUAACCCCACCCCCACAGUUUACAGUCUUCUUUUUUCCAGUGUUCCACCCUGUGAGAUAAAGGACAGUUGGAUGUCAUUACUCUCCACAUGGCCAAAGGUUAUCUGCAGUGUUGAUCUAAAGUCCAAAAAGUUUGCCCAGAAGUCAGGCAAGAAAAAUGCUGAAACUCCAUACUAUGGAAACAAGGUAUCUAGCUGGAUGCAGCUGGUAAAUUCAGUCCCAUGGACCUUUGGGAUUUAUUUUCCUUAACAGCUGACACCAUGUGUCUUUUGCAUCCCUGGUGGUGCUUGGUGCUUCUCUGCCCAUCUGGGCUCAUUGAGAAUAGGAUUUAAGAUGGGAUUUUAGGGAAUCUCAAACGGGCUGGCAUUCCCUGUGCAUGUAUGAGCUGUUACUAUAAAGUCAUGUGACUGGCACUUAACAAACCUUUCAGAACUUCUAGAUCCCAAUGUAUGUUGUCCCCCUCGAGUGGCCCCAGAAGGGUACUGCAUAGUUUUCCCAAUGUCGUUGCCAUUGGUGAAAACACUUCUGGGAUUGUCCUUCAAGUCUAGAAACAUCUGGAAACAUAGCCUCCUAAAAUGUUAGAACUGGAAGGGACCUUAAUGGCCAUCUAUUUCAACUUCUUCCUCUUACUCAGGCAGAAGCAAAGAUCUAGAGCAGUGACUCUCUGAUCAAGGUCCCUAGGGAUUUACUAUAUCACCUUAUUUUGCUCCUCAGAAGAUUUGCCUCCCUUCUCUGAGCAAAUCUUUAUACUCAUUUGGAGUGAUGGGAGAGAGAAUGUUAAGUUUGGAACCAGUCAGAAGCUAUUUGAAGCCUCUGGAAGAAAAGUGGAUUAACAAGAGGGUUUGGAGUCAUAAACGAGGUGCAGCUGUAAAGUAGAGCCAUUUUCUUGGGCAGCUCAUCAACAGUUCCCAGAAAGAAGUUCAGAGAUGUCUUAAGCAUUUUGAUGAUCAGUGAGAUAUGUGGAACCUCAAUGACUACUUUGGUGGGAAGUAUCACUCACCCGAAUGUAUGUGUUCUGUGUUCCCUGUGUCUGUGCGUGCACACGUGCAGAUGUAUGUUUAGAAAACAUACAUUGGUCUCAUUCCUUUGUAUUCACACCACUUCAUUUCUAUAUCCUACCAGCAACACAUGCCCUCCACAGGCUGCUGGUACCUUGAAGGUAUUGGUACCCAAGAUAGAAAAGCUGGCACUGGUCUGCAGAAGACAGAGAGGGUGACUUACCAAAGGCCCUUAGAGAAAACACCAGUUACUGCCAUUUCAGAUAGUUCCUUUUUGAUCUUAGUAAACGUCACGGGGAGGCUAGUCUCAUUGGUAGGAGCAAAGACACUUAUUUUUCCACUUGCCACCUUUUUCUAUAUCUCCAGUAAUUCGAAGAAUACUUUUAAGUUGGAACUGAUUUUUGUUUUUGGAAAAAAGAUAAAUAUUUUAAUAGAAAAAGAUAUAUAUUUUAAAUAUUUCCCCAGAGUAAUAAGAAAUUACUUAGUAGAAACAACACGUUUUAGCUUCUGAUCUGGAGUGGAAAGCUACUUCCUGUUAAGCGAAUAUUCCGAACUCUGAAUCGAGCUUACUUUUCCCUUGGCCCUGCUGUGGCGCAUGCAGUGGUAUCAACAGCUGUUUCCCACACUCCAGCUGAGCAGUAGUCCUUCAAACGUAGGCAAAGCGGUUUAGGUUAAGGAGGGAGGGGGCUUAAUCUUUAAUCUGCUUGACUUUGGAAGAGGCAAAACCACUAAGGUAUUUUCUGUAUUUUAAGAUGUUUCCCAUACUUAAUAACUAAAACGCGAACACUUUUUCUUUCUGAAAAGUUUCCCUCUCGUUGCUUGAUUGUAAAGUUGGUCACAAAUGGAAUUCUUGACAUGAGUUCUUUAGAGGAAAAAAGGGAGAAAGACAAGGUAGGAAAAUUGAUGGAGAGGGUUUCUCAGCUAGAAUAUGAGAUAUACACUAUUUCACAAAGCAAACAUUUCUCAUAAAUCAUUGGUAUCUGAUUCACCAAACAAAUUUCUCAUGUCCUACUAACUAUGUUCCUUCUGUAUAAGCAUUUUGUUUUUGUUUUUGUUAUUCAAGGGGAAGUUGUGAGAGACUGGAGGAUGGAGGUCAUUCUGAUGGGGAAAUCUAAGAAAUGUGGUUGCCCUGAGAAGGGGCCUCUCACACCAUUUCCAAAGAGGGAGCAAGGCACUUUGGGAAUGUGUUCAUGACUGUUGAUUGUUAUCAGUUGGAAGAAGUCACCUGGGUCUGUUUGUUUGGUGUCCGAUCUUGGGAGUAUGUGUCCAGCCCCCAACCCCUUUCAUGUAAUUGCUUCCUUUUUAAAAGAUUAAUAAUUCUUGGCUGAGGUUUCUCAGGAAAACCUUUUGUGAGUGGCUUCAUUUAUUUUUUUAAAUUUAAUUUAAAAAUUUUUGCCCGGGGGGAGCACUGGUGAUGAAUG